Prunus persica (peach) is the source of this 2113-nucleotide messenger RNA. RefSeq names its product high affinity nitrate transporter 2.5. The record is from RefSeq and is a predicted model, not a curated record. Lineage: Eukaryota; Viridiplantae; Streptophyta; Magnoliopsida; Rosales; Rosaceae. Bases 319 to 1833 code for a protein of 504 amino acids. The transcript is spliced from 2 exons. Gene Ontology annotation, molecular function: nitrate transmembrane transporter activity. Gene Ontology annotation, biological process: transmembrane transport.
CUUUUGAUCUAUUCAACUUUAAUUUCCUUGCAUCUUCAAGCCGCAGUGAAAGGGUGAGACUCGGCGGAUUCACAUGGUUUCAAGCUCCAAAACCAUGCCUUUCGAGGCCUACAGAAGGCCACACCUCCCUUUUUUCUUCAAUACUAUUUACAAGUAACAGCCAAAACACAAGAAAAGCAAAAGCUUGGAACUUUUGUUUGUAUGCAUGUAUCUUCUGUAAGGCACCAGCCGGCCUUACCCAAUAUCCAAAACCAAUUUUCUUGUUCCUGCUUUUUUUUUCAAGCUCUUUUCUUGUUUCCGAUCAAAGGGUAGAAAAAAAUGGAAGUGGAGAGCAGUGUGAUGGGAACCCAGUCUCCAAAAUUUGCUCUGCCUGUGGACUCUGAUCACAAGGCCACCGAGUUCAGAUUGUUUUCCAUAGCCAAACCCCACAUGCGAGCGUUUCACUUGUCCUGGUUUUCCUUCUUCCUCUGCUUUGUCUCCAGCUUCGCCGCACCGCCUCUCAUUCCUGUCAUACGUGACAACCUCAAUCUAACGGCUACCGACAUCGGUAAUGCCGGGAUAGCUUCAGUUUCUGGUGCAGUGUUUGCAAGAAUAGCCAUGGGAACUGCCUGUGACUUAUUUGGACCGCGGCUUGCCUCUGCCUCGCUCAUCCUCCUCACUGCACCAGCAGUCUUUUUCACUUCCAUGGCCUCAUCUCCAAUCUCUUUCCUCCUCGUGCGUUUCUUCACAGGCUUCUCUUUGGCCACUUUCGUCUCGACCCAAUUCUGGAUGAGCUCCAUGUUCUCUCCUCCAGUCGUUGGCACAGCCAAUGGAGUUGCAGGCGGGUGGGGAAACUUGGGUGGUGGAGCAACGCAGCUGAUCAUGCCCCUUGUUUUUGACGCCAUCAAGAACAUUGGCGCUGCCAAGUUCACAGCUUGGAGGAUCGCCUUCUUCAUCCCUGCCCUGUUUCAGACGCUUUCAGCAUUUCUUAUUCUGAUAUUUGGUGAGGACAUGCCAGACGGGAACUUCCAUGGCCUGCAGAAAUCUGGGGAGAAGCCAAAAGACAAAUUCUCAAGCGUCUUCUAUCAUGGGGUUACAAAUUACAGAGGGUGGAUUUUGGCUUUGACUUAUGGAUAUUGCUUUGGGGUUGAGCUGGCAGUGGACAACAUAAUAGCAGAGUACUUUUAUGACAGAUUCAAUCUGAAUCUCCACACUGCAGGGAUCAUAGCAGCAACUUUUGGAUUGGCAAAUAUUGUUUCUAGGCCUGGAGGAGGGAUUCUGUCAGAUGUAGUGGCAAAGAGGUUUGGGAUGAGGGGCAGGUUGUGGACUUUGUGGAUUGUACAAACCUUUGGAGGUGUCCUCUGUGUUGUUCUUGGGCAGGUGAAUUCUUUGACUGCAUCCAUUGCUGUGAUGAUUUUGUUCUCCUUCUUUGUCCAAGGUGCUUGUGGGCUUACAUUUGGGGUGGUUCCUUUUGUCUCGAGAAGGUCAUUAGGGGUCAUAUCUGGUAUGACAGGAGGAGGUGGAAAUGUGGGUGCCGUUCUGACCCAACUGAUAUUCUUCAAAGGAUCAAAAUAUUCAAAAGAAACAGGCAUAACUCUAAUGGGGAUCAUGAUCAUCUGUUGUACCCUCCCAAUGACUUUGAUUUACUUCCCACAAUGGGGUGGCAUGUUCCUUGGUCCAUCUGAAAAGAAGGCCACAGAAGAAGACUACUACAUGUCUGAGUGGAGUUCGAAGGAGAAGGACAAAGGGUUUCACCAGGCAAGUGUCAAAUUUGCUGAGAACAGCAGAAGUGAAAGAGGAAAACCCGACUAUGUAACCAGGCCCUCUGAUGAGACUUCACCACCACAUGUGUGAAAGCUUCAAACAAAAAAGCUCGGAAAUCUCUGCAUGUUUAUAGCUUUUAAAGUUGAUCAAGUACUGUUUUAGUUUAAGCAAAAUGAAAAGUUUCCUUUAGGUGUCAAUAUUUGUAAAGCAAGAAAGUUUAUGUGGUUAAUUGUGUCAAACAUUUGUUUCAAAUGGGUGAUUUUUAUAUUGCCUAACAGAGCCAAAGCAAUUUAAGUCCAAUAAGGAGGUAGAAUUAUGCACCAAACAACUUGAUGAUGAUUUGGACUUGAAUAUUGAAUUUGGCAUGAAA